AUGAAGGGAAGUGGAACCGAUGCCGACGUCUUCUUGAACAUCUUCGGAGAGCAUGGCGAUACAGGAGAGAGAAGGCUGGACAGUGGCAAAGACAACUUUGAACGUGGGUCAGAAGACAAGUUCACAAUCGAAGCUCCAAACCUCGGCAGGCUAAAGAAAAUCACCAUUGGCCACAACAACAGAGGCUCAUCUGCCGGAUGGUUUCUAGAUAAGGUGAUGAUAGAUGAUAUGGGGAAUAAAGAAGUGUAUGAGUUCCCGGUUAAUCGCUGGUUUGCCAUGGAUGAAGAUGAUGGCAAAAUACAAAGAGAUAUAUUGGUUGGAUCCAUGCAGCCUAUGGGAAUUGUGUACAAUGUGCAAGUGAUGACUGGAGACAUCAGAGGUGCAGGAACCAACUCAAAGAUCCACAUGGUCAUGCACGGAGCCAAGGGCAUCAAAAACAGCGGCAAGGUUUUCCUGGAAGGAGGAGCUUUUGAGCGUGGUCUGAUCGACAUUUUCAACGUGGAGAUCUGUGAGCUCAUCAGCCCCCUUAGCAGGAUCACAAUCGGGCAUGACAAUGGUGCCGUAGGAGCUGGAUGGUACUGUGAAAAGGUGGUGAUAUACUGUCCGUUCACGGGCAUCGAGCAGACAUUUCCAUGUGGGAUGUGGCUGGAUGAGGAUGAGGGGGAUGGACUGAUUGAGAGGGAGCUGUAUGAGAUGGUCUCUCUUAGACAGAAAAAGCUCAAAAAAUACCCAUGGUCUCUUUGGAUUUGGACCUCGGACAUUAAGGGGGCAGGCACAGACGCCCAAGUGUUUCUGCAGAUCUAUGGGGAGAGGGGCAAGUCGGAUGAAAUCAAACUGGACAACAACUCGGACAAUUUUGAACAAGGACAGAUUGACAAAUUUGUGAUUGAAAUGCCAGACAUGGGAAAACUGUUGAAACUGAGAAUCUGGCAUGAGAAGAGAAAUCCAUUUGCUGGUUGGCAUUUAGCAAAGGUGACUUUGCUGAAGACCCUAACCAUGGAAAAAUAUUCUUUUGAAUGUGGCCGCUGGCUGGACAUCAAUGAAGACGACAAUGAGAUAGUGAGAGAACUUCCAGCCACAGGAGCUUUUAUUGAUGAGCCACUUCCUUUGAUAAAGUACCGCGUCACCAUCUGCACAGGAACCGUCAGUGGCAGCGGCACCGACGCCAGCGUCUUCCUCAGUGUAAUUGGUGACCUGGGUGACACAGGCGAGCGCCUCAUGUAUAUGAGCAAAAACAACGUCAACAAAUUUGAGAAGGGAAACCACGACGAGUUUCUCAUUGAGUCAGUUUGGUUGGGACAAGUGAGGAGGGUCCGAGUGGGCCACGACGGCCGCGGUGGAGGCUGUGGUUGGUACCUCGAUAAGGUGAUGGUUAGGGAAGAAGGCCAGCCCGAAUCUGCAGCCAUUGAGUUUCCUUGUAACAGGUGGUUGGACCAAAAUGAAGAUGAUGGUCAGAUUAUCCGUGAAUUAGUUCCAGCUGGUGAAGGUCUCCGUCUCUUUAAUGUUAGCUACCACAUAGCAAUAAAGACGGGCAGUGUGAAUGGGGCCAGCUCGGACUCCAAGGUGUUUGUGAAGCUGUACGGGGAGAAGGGAGACACCGACAAGGUCAUACUGGCGGUCUCCGACAAUGACCUGAGUAACUACUUUGAAACGGCACAAACUGACAUCUUCACUCUGGAAACCUUUGACAUCGGAAGGAUCAACCGCCUUCUGAUCGGUCACACCAAUGAAGGUUUGAGGGCCGGGUGGUUUUUGGACAGUGUGCUGAUCUCUGUGCCAGUUCACGGGAUGCAGUAUAUGUUCCCGAGUCACCGCUGGCUCUGCAAGGAUGAGGCCGAUGGAAAAGUGGAGGUGGAAAUCUAUCCCAGCGAGACCAUGGAGAUUGAAAAAUUGAUCAACUAUGAAAUAGCAGUGGUCACCGGCGAUGUGCGUGCAGGUGGAACCAACGCCAGUGUCUUCUGUCAGAUCUAUGGGGAGGAGGGAAAAACCGAAGUCCUCAAUCUCAAAAGUCGCUCCAACAACUUUGAGCGUGGCACCACUGAGAUCUUUAAGAUUGAAGCUUUGGAUGUUGGCAAGAUCUACAAAAUACGGAUCUACCACGACGGGUCGGGCAUUGGGGACGGAUGGUUCCUGGAGACGGUGGACAUCAAGAGGCUGACCAUGGCUUUGGUGCAGGUGGAGGUGAAGAAGGAGGAGGCACCCAAGAAGGAUAAGAAGAAAGACAAGAAAAAGAAGAAAAAAGAAGAAGAGGAGGUGGAAAUAAUUGAGGAGAUGCAGGAAGUGGUGGAGGCUUUUACGUUCACUUGUAACCGCUGGUUGGCGAGAGAUGAGGAGGAUGGAGAAAUUGUGGUUGAGCUGCUCACCGAGGAGAACGAAGACUUGGAAAUGAACUCCUAUGAAGUUCAUGUGUUCACCGGAACCAUGUGGGGGGCGGGGACUGAUGCCAAUGUUUACAUUAAUGUGUAUGGAGAGACUGGGGACACUGGAGAACGGUGGCUCAGGAAAUCCAACCACCUGAACAAGUUUGAGAAAGGGCAGGAGGAUAUUUUUGACAUCACCGCUGUGGAUCUGGGAGUCCUGAAGAAGCUGAGGAUCCGCCAUGACAAUUCACUGGCCAGCGCCGGCUGGUUUCUGGACAGAGUGGAGAUAGUGGACAAUAAAGACGACACAACGUACUUCUUUCCCUGUAAACGCUGGCUGGCUGUUGAUGAAGAUGAUGGGCAGCUUGCGAGGGAGCUGGUCCCUGUGGAUGAAGCUUUCAUGAGGAAAGGGGAUGAAGAUGACGAGGAAGAUUCUGAAGCUACACUGGGUUUAGAGCAGAAAGCCAUGUCCACAACCUACACUGUAAGGAUAAAAACUGGUGACAAGAAGUAUGCAGGAACAGAUGCAAAUGUCUUUAUGACCCUUUAUGGCACCAAGGACGAUACAGGGAUCAUCAACAUGAAGGCUUCAAAGACUCACAAGAACAAGUUUGAGCGGGGAUUGAUAGAUGAGUUCAUAGUAGAAGCUGUUGACAUCGGACCCCUGAAGAAGCUGCGAAUAGGACACGACAACCGCGGCGGAUCCGCUGGGUGGUUCCUUGACUGGGUGGAAAUUGAUGCUCCAUCUAUGGGGCAGAGGCUCCGCUUCCCCUGCGGACGCUGGCUGGACAAAGGGGAGGAUGAUGGAGCCAUCAUCAGGGAUCUUUUUCCUAAUACUCUUCAAACUGAGUUCUACACACCAUUUGUUCCCUAUGAGAUAAAAAAUUUCACCAGCGACGUGUUUGGAGCCGGAACAGACGCAGAUGUCUUCAUUGUUCUGUAUGGGAGAGAUGCAGUGUGUACCCAGCAAAAGUCUCUGUGUGUCAACAAAAGGGAGAGAAGAAUGUACUUUGAGAGAGGAGCGGAGGACAUGUUUAUUGUUGAGCUAGAAGACGUGGGAGAUGUAAUUGAGAAGAUCCGUAUCGGCCACGACAACCGAGGGGUCAACCCCGGCUGGCACCUGGACAGAGUGGAAAUUAGACGUCUGCUGAGGAAGGGAAAGGGAUCAGAGACUGCAAUUUUCCCCUGUGAGCGCUGGCUCGCAAAGUCUGAGGAUGAUGGAGAAACCGUGAGAGAACUGGUUCCUUCUGACAUUAUAACGGAGAAACUCUCCAGAGAUGGUAGCCUGAAGGUGACCGAGGUCGAGGUGGAAGAUGCCCUGGAGACUCACACCUACAACAUAUCCGUGAUGACUGGAGACACGCACGGAGCUGGCACUGAUGCCAACGUCUUCCUCACCAUCUAUGGAGACCUGGGGGACACUGGGGAGAGGAAACUGAGCAAGUCAGAGACAAACAGCAACAAGUUUGAGCGAGGAUCUGUGGAUAAGUUCACCAUAGAGGCAGUUGACCUUGGCCAGGUUUUCAAAAUAAAAAUCCGCCAUGAUAACAGCAUGAUGAGCGCUGACUGGUUCUUGGACCAAGUGGAGGUCUUUGACGCCGAUACAGAAGAGGUCUACCUGUUCCUAUGUGAACGCUGGCUCUCCAGGAAGAAAGAAGACCGCCGAAUUGAAAGAGUCUUCUAUGUCAAGGGUUACGAAGGAGUCAGAGAGAGCUUGAACAGUAAGAAAAUGCCAGCUCUGUCAGUGAAAAGCCUGGACAGUAACAUGAAUAAGAAGAGCAAGAAGAAGAAAGAGGAAGAAGUUGAGCUUCCAAGUAAGACAUUUCAGGAGAUUGCUAUUGAAGAAACAACAGACCUUAAUAAAUGUAUCUAUCUGUCAAGUUAUCCCUACCACAUCACCAUCUGCACUGGAACGGAGCGUGACGCCAGCACUACCAGCAGAGCCUACGUGAUCAUCGUCGGGGUCAGCCACACCCAGACGGAGCGGCUGUGGCUGGACCUGCCGGACGAGACGAAGGGCUUUGAGGCCGGCUCUCUCAAAAACUUCGUUACUCACGGCUCAGAUGUGGGGGAGAUCAAGAAAGUGGAGCUGGGGCAUGACGGGGCCACCCCGGAGAGCUGCUGGCUCGUCGAGGAGCUGUCCGUCGCCGUGCCAACCAAAGGGGUCAAAUAUACUUUUCUUUGCAAGUGCUGGCUGGCCAAAGACAGAGGGGAUGGGUUGACUGCGAGAGUAUUUAAUAUACUGGAUGCAGAAGCCAUUUCUAUCUCCCAGAAGGUUAUAUACGAGGUGACGGUGGAAACAGGAGACAUUCAGGGUGCAGGAACAGACACCCGAAUCUACAUGUCUGUGUUUGGGGCCAACGGCAGCACAGAAGAGAUGCAGCUGCAGAAGAACGAGGACAGAUUUGAGCGUGGUCAGGAGGACACUUUCAACAUGGAGAUCGAUGACAUCGCCCCGCUGAGGAAAAUGAGGAUGCGAAUUGACGGCUCCGGCAGUCGACCUGACUGGUUUCUUGACAAGGUGAUCAUGCGAGAGCUGAGCACAGAGGAGGUGUCUGUGUUCACCUACGAGGACUGGCUUUCCAAGACACGAGGACCCAAAAGGCUCAUGAUUUGUGAGAUGGCUGCUGUGGUGGAUGAAGAAGUGAUGGUGGAAAUCACCACCUACAUUGUCCAAGUCAAGACCAGCGACAUCGCAGGAGCCGGCACUGAUGCCAACGUGUGGAUCAUCAUUUUUGGAGAGAACGGAGACACCGGGACUCUGGCCCUGAAAGAGUGCAACAAGUCCAACAAGUUUGAGCGCAAGCAGGUGGAUACAUUUCGCUUCACCGACAUCCUCAGCCUGGGAGACCUCUCCAAAGUGCGAGUCUGGCACGACAACUCAGGUUUUGCUCCCGGCUGGCAUUUGGAACACAUUGACGUGAAGGAUGAGAUCAUGGACAAAACAUUUCGUUUUCCUUGUGACCGCUGGCUGUCCAAAAACGACGAGGACGGACAAAUCAUGAGGGAGCUCCCCUGUGGGAACAAUGACUACUUAGAUCUGAGCGAGAAGACCAAAUAUGAAAUUUGUGUCACGACUGGACCUGAAGCGGAAACCAAAGAGAACGCCUGGGUUGUACUUGAGGGAAAGAAAGGCAGAUCAAAGGAACUGGUAAUGGAAAACUCCUCAAAGAAGAAGAGGUUCUUAAGUGGAAAUGUUGACAGGUUUGAGUUUUCCUCCAAGAACCUGGGUGACCUCACUGCCAUCUGCCUGGGCCACACACCCAAGGAUGGGAAGAAAGUAAAGGGGGAGGCUUACUGGCACGUGGAGGAGAUCGUUGUGACUGAAAAAGAACUUGGAAACAAGUAUGUCUUCAGCUGCAAUGCCCUGGUUCUGCUCUCUCCAAAGAGGGACGAAUUCUUGACUUUUGAGUGCACUAAAGCCAUUGAGAGCUUUGCAAGCAAAGCUCGCAGCCUCGUGCCUGUCAAGUACGAGAUCAUCGUCAUCACGGGUGACGAGAAAGGAGCGGGCACAGAUGCCAACGUUUUUAUUACUAUCUACGGCUCCAACGGGGAUUCUGGCCGUCGACAACUGCGGCAGAAGUUCCGAAACCUCUUCGAGCGCGAGCAGACGGACCGGUUCGUCGUGGAAAUGCUAGACAUGGGGGAUUUGUGGCGGGUCCGCAUGGAGCACGACAAUUCUGGUCUUAGCCCCGGCUGGCUGCUUGACCGGGUGGAGGUCACCAACACGGCCAACGGUGUCACCACCAUCUUCAUCUGUGGGAAGUGGCUAGACAAAAAUAAAGCUGACGGACAGAUUUUUAGGGUUCUCUACCCAAAAUACUGAGGAAUAUCCAGCAUCCUCCUGUCGUAAAGCUCUGACCAAAGAGGCUCUGCUUCUGACCAAUUUCAUGUCUCAGGUGAUGAAGGAAACUAAAAGUCAUAUUUUGUAUGUAUUUUGUCUGUCGGGAAAAAUGUGCCAUCCUCUUUUAAAUGUGCAGGUUUUGUAAGAAUACAUGUUUUGUUUUCUAGAUGUUUCAAGACUAAUAGAAACUGGAAAAUAUUUUUUGAAUGUAUUUCGUUUUAUAUCAACACCAGAUUAAUAAACACGUUUGAUGGGAACAUCGUCUAAAGA
Molecule: messenger RNA, 6474 nt
Organism: Oryzias melastigma (Indian medaka)
Lineage: Eukaryota; Metazoa; Chordata; Actinopteri; Beloniformes; Adrianichthyidae
Gene: loxhd1a
Product: lipoxygenase homology domains 1a
Molecular function (GO): protein binding
Source: RefSeq, a predicted model, not a curated record